GAAGUCUCUCGCUGUGGGGAGUGCAGUGGAGGAGAGGCGAGGACACGCUCGCGCUCAUCAAAACACUUUUACCUGUUUUCCGCGGGAUUAAAGUAGCAACCGAAGCAGCGAGCUCCUCCACAGCAAUGCGCCGGAGCCCUCAGUGAAACCCGUCUCGGCGACCCGUGUGAAGAGGCUUUACGCCGGAUCUGGACAGCAUGACGACGGACGUGGCGAUCGUGAAGGAGGGAUGGCUCCACAAGAGAGGAGAGUAUAUAAAGACCUGGAGGCCGCGGUAUUUCUUACUGAAGAGUGACGGGACGUUUAUCGGCUACAAAGAGAGACCACAGGAUGUAGAUCAGCUGGAGACGCCUUUAAACAACUUCUCUGUGGCACAGUGUCAGCUGAUGAAGACGGAGCGGCCCAAACCCAACACAUUCAUCAUACGCUGCCUGCAGUGGACCACUGUCAUCGAGCGCACCUUCCAUGUGGAGAGCCCCGAGGAGCGAGAGGAAUGGACCAAAACCAUCCAGACUGUAGCCGACAGUCUUCAGAAACAGGAGGAGGAGAUGAUGGACGCGUCUCCAGAACACAUGGACAUGGAGAUGUUUCUGACCAAACCUCGGCUCAAAGUGACUAUGCACGACUUCGAAUACCUCAAACUGCUGGGAAAAGGCACUUUCGGGAAGGUCAUUCUGGUGAAGGAGAAAGCCACGGGAAAAUACUACGCCAUGAAAAUCCUCAAGAAAGAAGUGAUUGUAGCCAAAGAUGAAGUGGCUCACACACUCUCAGAGAACCGUGUGCUGCAGAACUCCAAGCACCCCUUCCUCACGGCUCUGAAGUACUCUUUCCAGACCCACGACCGCCUGUGUUUCGUGAUGGAGUACGCGAACGGAGGAGAGCUCUUCUUCCACCUGUCGCGGGAUCGGGUUUUCUCGGAGGACCGCGCGCGUUUCUACGGAGCCGAGAUCGUGUCUGCGCUCGACUACCUGCAUUCGGAGAGAAACGUGGUCUACAGAGACCUGAAGCUGGAAAACCUGAUGCUGGAUAAAGACGGUCACAUCAAGAUCACGGACUUCGGCUUGUGUAAGGAGGGAAUCACAGACGGAGCCACCAUGAAGACCUUCUGCGGGACUCCAGAGUACCUGGCUCCUGAGGUGCUGGAGGACAAUGAUUACGGUCGUGCGGUGGACUGGUGGGGUCUGGGAGUGGUGAUGUAUGAGAUGAUGUGCGGUCGUCUGCCGUUCUAUAACCAGGAUCACGAGCGUCUGUUUGAGCUCAUCCUGAUGGAGGACAUCCGCUUCCCUCGAACGCUGGCGCCCGACGCCAAAUCCCUGCUGUCCGGCCUGCUCAAGAAAGACCCCAAGCAACGGUUAGGCGGAGGCCCGGACGAUGCGAAAGAAAUCAUGCAGCACAAAUUCUUCACUGGGAUUGUGUGGCAAGACGUUUACGAGAAAAAGCUGGUUCCUCCGUUCAAACCCCAGGUGACCUCCGAGACGGACACCAGAUACUUCGAUGAGGAGUUCACCGGACAGACCAUCACCAUCACCCCGCCGGGACAAGAUGACAGCAUGGAGUCGUUCGACAGCGAGAGGAGGCCACACUUCCCACAGUUCUCCUACUCGGCGAGCGGGACGGCGUAAAGCUCUGAGAUCCGGGAUGUUUGUCCGUUUCCACGUUUGCUCCCGCGGCCUUUGAUUUCACGUUUUCUGAGGAUAUGAGAGGGAACACUAACAUUUCCACUCAAACUGCCAAAUUAAUACAGAAAUGAUUGUGUAGCACUUAAUCUGGAAAUUAACGGCACGCCAAAUAUUAAUGCAUUUGUAUUCAGAAACGCCAUUUUUAUGAACCGACCA
Puntigrus tetrazona (Sumatra barb) is the source of this 1835-nucleotide messenger RNA. RefSeq names its product v-akt murine thymoma viral oncogene homolog 1 (gene akt1). NCBI's taxonomy places the organism in Eukaryota, Metazoa, Chordata, Actinopteri, Cypriniformes, Cyprinidae. Gene Ontology annotation, biological process: protein phosphorylation. Bases 198 to 1622 code for a protein of 474 amino acids. The record is from RefSeq and is a predicted model, not a curated record. Gene Ontology annotation, molecular function: protein serine/threonine kinase activity; ATP binding. The transcript is spliced from 15 exons.